CGGGCACAUCUCUCGCCUCGCGGUCACGUGACUUCCCCCACCACUGCUACCCUUCCCUGGCAGAGCAGCAGCAGCGAGGUGCCAGCCAGCCAGCACUCAGCGGUCACAGCACGGCUCGUCCUUCCUACUACUCAGCCGACACCCACCCGAGACAACUAAAUCACCAUGUCCAAGAUCGGAAUCAACGGAUUUGGCCGUAUUGGCCGCCUGGUCCUCAGGGCUUCCAUUGAGAAGGGUGCCCAGGUCGUUGCUGUCAAUGACCCUUUCAUCGGCGUAGACUACAUGGUCUACCUCUUCAAGUAUGACUCCACCCACGGUCGCUUCAAGGGUGAGGUGAAGGCUGAAGGCAACUGCCUUGUUGUAAACGGCAACAAGAUCCAGGUCUUCCAGGAGCGUGACCCCAAGGCCAUCCCAUGGAGCAAGGCUGGUGCUGAGUACGUUGUUGAGUCCACCGGUGUCUUCACCACCAUUGAGAAGGCCUCCGCUCACUUGGAGGGUGGUGCCAAGAAGGUCAUCAUCUCUGCCCCCUCUGCUGAUGCCCCCAUGUUCGUCUGCGGUGUCAACCUUGAGGCCUACCAGCCAUCCAUGAAGGUUGUCUCCAACGCCUCCUGCACCACCAACUGCCUGGCUCCCCUUGCCAAGGUUGUCAACGACAACUUUGACAUUGUUGAGGGUCUCAUGACCACUGUCCAUGCCACCACUGCCACCCAGAAGACCGUUGACGGACCCUCUGGCAAGCUGUGGCGUGAUGGCCGUGGCGCUGCCCAGAACAUCAUUCCUGCUGCCACUGGCGCUGCCAAGGCUGUCGGCAAGGUCAUUCCAGCCCUGAACGGAAAGCUGACCGGUAUGGCCUUCCGUGUGCCUGUAGCCAAUGUGUCCGUUGUUGACCUCACCGUGAGGUUGGGCAAGGGUGCCAGCUAUGAUGACAUCAAGGCCAAGGUUAAGGAGGCUGCCAAUGGACCCCUGAAGGGCAUCCUUGGUUACACUGAGGAAGAGGUUGUGUCCUCUGACUUCAUUGGUGACACCCACUCCUCCAUCUUCGAUGCUGCUGCUGGCAUUUCCCUAAACAACAACUUUGUCAAGCUUAUCUCAUGGUACGACAAUGAGUACGGCUACUCCAACCGUGUUGUGGACCUCAUCAAGUACAUGCAGUCCAAGGACUAAACUUUUAUUCACUUUUCUUAUCCAUGUCAAUCAAUUCUAAAAUGUUUGGAAUGCACGUGUAAAGGACUAGUCGCUAGAUUGGUAAUACCAACCCGUACUUCAUAUGUGCUUUCAAUGCAAUCAUCUGGAUUUUAUUUGCUGUAUAAAGCUAAAUUAAAAAUAGAUCUGUAA
Molecule: messenger RNA, 1335 nt
Organism: Thrips palmi
Lineage: Eukaryota; Metazoa; Arthropoda; Insecta; Thysanoptera; Thripidae
Product: glyceraldehyde-3-phosphate dehydrogenase 2
Exons: 8
Coding region: 166-1164 (332 amino acids)
Biological process (GO): glucose metabolic process
Molecular function (GO): NAD binding; oxidoreductase activity, acting on the aldehyde or oxo group of donors, NAD or NADP as acceptor; NADP binding
Source: RefSeq, a predicted model, not a curated record